Melampsora larici-populina 98AG31 is the source of this 1578-nucleotide messenger RNA. Its product is annotated as carboxypeptidase S1. Gene Ontology annotation, molecular function: serine-type carboxypeptidase activity. Gene Ontology annotation, biological process: proteolysis. The record is from RefSeq and is a predicted model, not a curated record. The transcript is spliced from 13 exons. NCBI's taxonomy places the organism in Eukaryota, Fungi, Basidiomycota, Pucciniomycetes, Pucciniales, Melampsoraceae. The coding region runs from base 1 to 1578 and encodes 525 amino acids. Gene Ontology annotation, cellular component: fungal-type vacuole.
AUGCGUCUCGUAUUCUUGGUGCUUGUGAUCACAAGCUCCCUUUCCACCCAGGUAUCCUGUAGAGUACUUUCAGAUUUACUCCCAGGUUUGAUACCUGCCUGGAAGAUCAGGUUACACCAUCAGGGGGAAUCAUCCUCAGCACAAGAUGAUGUUGUCUAUCGCCCAUCCAUGUUUCCUGAAACCCCAAUCUCUCUGUCUACUCAUCAAAGGAAUUCCAAUUUGCGUCUUCGAUAUGUGCGUAACUCUGGAGUUUGCGAGACUCGGAGAGGUGUGCAAACAUACUCAGGUUAUAUACCCAACGACCGAAAUCAGUCUAUGUUCUUUUGGUUGUUUGAGGCCCGCAACAACCCCGAUACAGCGCCAUUGGUGGUCUUUUUGAAUGGAGGUCCGGGAUCUUCCUCUAUGCUGGGUCUUUUUCAGGAGAACGGGCCGUGUUGGAUCAAACGGGACUCUAGUGGUCUUGAGGAUAACAUUUAUUCCUGGUCAGAAAGUGCCAAUAUGUUGUAUCUUGAUCAACCUAUCGGUACAGGCUUCUCCUUCGGAACUACCAACGUGUCAACGUCAUUGGAGGCGGCAGUUUCAGUUUAUAACGCACUUCAGCUGUUUUACUCGGAUCCCAUCUUCUCAAAAUUCGUAGGGCGCGAAUUUGGCCUAUGGACUGAGUCUUAUGGUGGUCACUAUGGCCCAGUCAUGGUGGACUUAUUUCUUAACAUGAAUUCUCGUGUUUCCCAAACUGGAAACUUCAUCAUACCUAUCAAGACAUUAGGGAUUGGUAACGGCUUGACUUCUCCUCUCGCUCAGUAUCCAAAGUACACAACGUAUGCGGAUACAAACCCGUAUAGACGAAUCAUCUCAACUGAUGAAAUCAAAAACCUGACAAAGUUAUACGAAUCUCCUGGUGGAUGUAAAUCGCUUAUCGUUGAAUGUCAGAAAACACUCAAAAAAACUCGAUGUAGCAAUGCUCAAGAGGUUUGCAAUAACAAUAUUCUGAUACCCGCGGCUGGGAACGCGAGCUACUACGAUGUGCGAAACAAUGAUCCCGAUCCAUACCCACCCAGCCUUGAGCCACUUCUCACCAAUCAAGGAUUUCAGCGUGCAAUUGGUGCAGAAAUGAAUUGGACAGAGAGUAGCGACCUGGUGUACGAUAACUUUUUUGAAAGUGGAGACUGGAUGAUGGAUUCUGCGCCGCAGCUUGUGCGCGCGAUAGAUGCGGGAAUCAGAACUUUAAUAUACGCUGGGGAUGCAGAUUAUAUUGUCAACUACAUGGGGGUAGAAGCUAUUAUGGACAAUUUGAACACUAAAUUCUCAGAUAAAUAUCGCCAACAGAAGUUUAGCGAAUGGGUCAUCGACGGCGAGGUCGCUGGAAUUUAUAAAAACGCCGGUACUUUAUCAUACAUCCGAGUUUUUGGUGCAGGACACAAAGUACCAGCAUAUGGAAAAGGAAAAUUGGCUCGUGGUCAGGCCGCCUUGCUGUUCUUCCAACAAACCAUAGCUGGUCAAUCCAUCUCCAGCUCACCGCUAGAUCUAGGUGAUCACGAGAACCCAGGGGAUACAUCCUUCCUUGAUAUUGGAUUAUAG